This is a messenger RNA of Zeugodacus cucurbitae (melon fly), 2293 nucleotides long. RefSeq names its product peptidylprolyl isomerase domain and WD repeat-containing protein 1. Gene Ontology annotation, biological process: protein peptidyl-prolyl isomerization. NCBI's taxonomy places the organism in Eukaryota, Metazoa, Arthropoda, Insecta, Diptera, Tephritidae. Bases 269 to 2170 code for a protein of 633 amino acids. The record is from RefSeq and is a predicted model, not a curated record. The transcript is spliced from 11 exons. Gene Ontology annotation, molecular function: peptidyl-prolyl cis-trans isomerase activity; protein binding.
AAAAUUUUACAUAUACAGUGUGAGCCAAUUUUUCGUUAGAUUGUUCCAAACGAAAAAAAACUAUUUACAUAUUUUAUUUAUAUUUAAAUUUUAUAUCUCUCCGUGAAGUUGUAAAAAAUAGUAUUACUAGUGAGCUGCUUUCCGUGAUCAAAUUGUCAAAUUUUAGCAUCAGUUGGGCUGGAAAAAGUAAAAUCCAGAAAAACAUAAUAUUUUGGAUCAAUUUAAAUAAUUUAAUAAAAGUACUUCAUAAAAAUAAGUAUUUCCUGAAAUGUCAGCCACAGAGGAUAGGAAACGUAACGCUUCUGAAGAAUGCGAACAAAAUGAACCCAAGGAUAAUGUAGUGGCCAAUGAUGAUGAUGAUGAUGCUUGGAUUGGUCCUAUGCCAGAGGAGCAAUCAGCUGUGUCAAAAGCUAAAAAACGCAAAGUUUUACCAUAUGAAAAAGUGUAUUUGGAAAACCUCCCCAACGCUGAGAGCUAUGAAAAAAGUUAUAUGCACCGCGAUAUAAUUACACAUGUAGUGAGCACCAAGACGGAGUUCAUAGUGACUGGUAGCUAUGAUGGACACAUAAAAUUUUGGAAGAAAAUGGAGGAGGGUGUCGAAUUCGUAAAACAUUUUCGAAGUCACUUGAUGCCAAUACACUCAUUAACAACCAACGCAAGUGGUACACUGCUCUGUUCAGCUUCUGCAGACAAAUGUGCAAAAAUAUUCGAUGUGGUUAAUUUCGAUAUGAUAAACAUAAUUAAAUUGGGUUUUACACCACUAUGUACAGAAUGGAUACAUUCCUCGGGCGAUGCCGUUCAUACUCUGGCAGUUUCAGAUAAAGAUAGCAACAAGAUCGUUAUAUAUGAUGGGCAAGGAAAUGGCGACGUUUUACAAGUUUUGGAAAAACUGCACUCUGCACCAGUAGUGGCAAUGUGUUUUAACUUGAUGUAUGAAACCGUGAUUUCGGUUGAUAAAAAUGGUAUACUCGAGUAUUGGCAAAACUCUAAACAUGACUAUAAAUUCCCACAAAAACUUGUCACGUUCGAUUCAAAGCUAGACACAAGCUUAUUCGAGUUUGCGAAAAACAAAGCUUUAGUCACAGGCCUUGCCGUAUCGCCUGAUGGCCGCCGAUUCGCUACUAUAUCAAAUGAUCGAAAAGUCAGAGUGUUUCAAUUUAACACCGGAAAAUUGAUACGUGUAUUUGAUGAAGCAUUGACUACAUAUACACAAAUGCAACAGACUCCACAUGCAUUACCAAAUAUGGAAUUUGGAAGAAGAAUGGCUGUGGAGCGAGAUUUGGAUAAGUCUGAGUUCAGUACAAACAACAAUAUACUCUUCGAUGUGAGUGGACAUUUUAUAAUGUAUCCCACUAUGUUAGGCAUUAAAGUAAUUAACAUUGACACAAAUAGAUGUGUUUCUAUUUUGGGGAAAACGGAUAAUAUACGUCCAUUACAUAUAGCCUUAUUCCAGGGCAAGGCGAAAAAAUCGAAGGCGGCUAUAACUAUGGAACAGGAGGCUAGCGACAAUCCUGCAUUGCAAUCCAUAGCCAAUGACCCUACGAUGUUCUGCGCUGCUUAUAAGAAAUCGCGUUUUUAUCUAUACAGUCGUCGAUUACCAUCUGAUUUGCAAGAUGUCGAUCGGGAUGUAUUUAAUGAAAAACCUUCGAAAGAAGAUAUUAUUGCAGUGCCAGAAGGACAAGGUACACAACGUGUUUACGAAAACGCUAUUUUGCACACAACGGUGGGUGAUAUACAUAUGAAACUGUUCUAUAAGGAAUGCCCUAAAACAGUCGAAAAUUUUUGUGUUCAUUCCAAAAAUGGCUACUAUAAUGGUCACAUCUUUCAUCGUGUUAUAAAAGGUUUCAUGGUGCAAACCGGUGAUCCCACAGGCACAGGAACUGGUGGUAAAUCAAUAUGGGGACACGAUUUCAAAGAUGAGUUUGUGCCGAGUCUCAAACAUGAUCGUCCUUAUACUGUUAGUAUGGCAAAUGCUGGUCCCAACACUAAUGGUAGUCAGUUUUUCAUUACAGUCUUGCCAACGCCUUGGCUGGAUAACAAACAUACGGUGUUCGGUCGGGUGUUUCGUGGAAUGGAAGUUGUACAAAAUAUUUGCAAUGCAAAAGCAAAUCCCAAAACAGAUAAACCUUAUGACGACAUCAAAAUCAUAUCAAUUCGAUUGAGUAAUUAAUAAUUUUGUAAGCAAUGUAAACUAGUUAAACAACUAUUUAAAACUCACAACCUAAACUCACCAUAUAUGUAUAUUUAAAUAUAAACAAGCUUUUUUUUAUUUAGUGUUUUUUGUAAAGUUCUC